CCCACACCCAAUUUUUUAUUUAUUUGCCCCACAUGAUAUAGUAGCUCCAGUAAGCUGCCACAAAUGAGCACGAAUUCACCCGACCCUGCCUCGUUUAACCUUUUCACUGUUCGAUUUAGCUUGUCUUUUAUCUGUGAAAAUGCCCGACCGCAAAUAAAUAACGCCGCCAACGACAGUUUGCUUUCUGUUCACACCAACAAGUAUAAAGAAAGAGAAGAUGGUGGUGUCGACAGCAAAAGUACACCUUAGUCUUCUUUAAGGGGCGGAUAUGCGCUGUCUCCUGAAUGCCCUGCCUACAAUUUCAAAUGUUUGAAAAAACAUGUGAACGCAGCAGCGACAACAACCAGCAGCAGUCGUUUAAGCGCUUCCCACAAUGCACUCCCCGAUCAUCAGCGGGAAACCAAAAUGGCGAACGUGUUGGGGGAAAAUGAACCGUUUGUUAUUUUCUGAGGAAUGCACAAGCCCCGCACGUUUCUGCGACACUCUUUUGAAAUAAAUCCGACCUCAAAAGGAGCGGAGCAGCAAGAGUCACUCAUAUCCAGAUUUUUUUGUCGUACGAGUCGUUUGUAGAAGCGGAGGGGACCGAAUGAGAGACUCGGGGGUUGUGGAUCACCUGUCUGUCCAUCACAGAGCUCACCCCCAGCGGCAGCAGCAGGCUGUGCCCUUGUCCCCCACAAGCCUCUCUGCCAGGGGAGACUAUGGAGAAGGCGGCAUGUCUGACAGGUUUACAGAGGGACAGGAUGUCUUGGCCCGGUGGUCAGACGGAUUGUUCUACUUGGGGACAAUCACAAAGAUAGAUCGAGACAAGCAGCGAUGCUUUGUGGUUUUCGAGGAUCGGUCAAAAUCAUGGGUUCUCUGGAAGGAUAUCCAGACAGGGGAUGAAGACGAUGAGGAUGAUGAAGACGAUGACAUUGUGUGCUCCAUAUGCCAGGAUGAAACUUCAGAGGAGCCCAAUGAGAUUGUCAUCUGUGACAAGUGUGGACAAGGCUACCAUCAGCUCUGCCAUUCCCCCAUUAUUGAUGCCUCCGUCAUUGACUCAGAUGACAAGUGGCUCUGCUCGGAGUGUGAGCUCACUUCAAUACACAAGAGGGGGGGUGCACACAGGAGGGGAGCUUCUGCUAAAGGCUUUCUGCAGCACGAGCAGCAGCAGCAGCACAUGGAGCUGCACCUUUCCUUCCCGUAUGCUCUGGAUGAACUGGUGUGGGACCAGGGCCACAAGACCAACAUCCAGCAGUGCUACUGUUACUGUGGAGGUCCAGGAGACUGGUACCUGAAGAUGCUGCAGUGUAACAGGUGUCAGCAGUGGUUCCAUGAGGCGUGUCUCCAUUGCCUACAGAUGCCCAUGCUCUACGGAGAUAGAUUUUACCUAUUCAUUUGCUCUGUUUGCAAUGGUGGACCAGAGUACCUCAGUCGACUGCCUCUCAGAUGGGGAGAUGUGACACAUCUGAGCCUGUACAACUUGAGUGUGAUCCACAAGAAGAAGUACUUCGACUCUGAGAUGCACCUGAUGAGUUACAUCAAUGAUAACUGGGAGCUGCUGCAGCUGGGGGAGCUCACCAACACUCCGAGAUCAGACCGAUACAAAUGUGUUCUGGAGGCGUUAAACAACAACAGUAGCUUGUUCAUGUCAGGGAAGGAGGUGAAGAAAAAGAAGCACUUGUUUGGGCUGAGGAUCCGUUUUCCUCCUGCUCCCCCCAACUCCAAUGAGCCGACCAGCAGAGUGAUGGAGAGAGCCUCACAUGAGAUCACCAUCAAGGGAUGCAAGUCCACCAAAGCUCUAUCUGGCAUUAGUACUUUAACCAAUGGCACAGAGAAGAAGAAAAAGAAGAAGAAGAAGAAAAAGAGGAAGCAAGGACCACGUUCUCUGGAGACUCUGGCUAAACGACAACGCUCCAGUGAACUCUUAUCCCAGGACAUAAGAAAGCCGCUACCACUAGAGCCCCAAACAUUGGAUCACUUAACCUCCAUCAAGAGUGACAGGUCUCUUCAGUCCUCAGAUGUGGAAUCCAUAGGAGCCCUGAGCACCACAGAAACUACCUCAACUAGCAUUUCAAGACAGUCCAGCCUCUGUAGCUCCAGCAAGAUGCGCACGACAGCCAGCGUCAUGCCUGUUUCCUCUCCACCCUUAAAAAGGAAACGUGGGCGGCCACGACGGGCUCUGCAAACCCCCAACCCAGAGAUCCCCCCUCCCAGCCACGCAGACCCAAAUCCCCCAGCUACAGAGGUGCUGAGCCCACUCCCAGGGCUGCACUCCACAGACAUAGUUCACGGCAUGGACCCCAACAGCCAGCUCUCCCACCUCAAGAGCUCCAUCAGCAGCUAUUUUGGAGCAGCAGGGCGGCUGGCUUGCGGGGAAAAGUACAAAGUUUUGGCUCGACGGGUCACCCUCGACGGAAAGGUGCAGUACCUGGUGGAGUGGGAAGGAGUCACUGCCUCCUAGACAUGUCAUUGUCAUCAACACUUUCAUUUCUAACCAGCGCAUACAAGAUGGCUGUGUAAAGGACACUGUGCACACAGCCUGUAUUCAGAGCAUUAAUUGAUGUAUGCCUUUGUUUAGUUUAGACAGGAGCAAGUUUUAAGCUUACUGGAAAGCCUACUGGUUCAGUGCAGCAGCACGUCUUUUCAUCAUUUGUCAAGAUUACAAUUCAAUGAUGAAGACCAGGCUUUGUCAUUAUACCACAUCAUAUUUCUGUUAUUCUGCUGUUAACAUUUUUAUUAUCUGCUUUGAAUGUUUACAGGAUCCCUGAUUUUUUUCAGGGGCAAAACAUGAUCAGUGCACUGCACCUGUAGGCUUUCAGUGAAUCAUUAUUGUGCUUGAUUUGUUUAAUUUUGUUUAAUCCAGUGAUAUGCUUCUCAUUUCCAGACCAGAUAAGUAUGAAACUGUUUUUUUUUGUUUUGUUUUGUUUUUUAACAGAAUGUAUUUGGCAGGCAUUAAAUGGUGAAUCUUGGAGGAUAAGAGAAAGAGGGGAUGUUUUGUUAAAAUAAUUUUCAUUAUUUCAUGACUGUAUUAUGCAGUGAACCAUAUUUGUUGCUUAGCAUAUAUUUUCUUACCAGAUUUGGUAAAUUAAUACAUGUCCCUUUAAAACCAUGUCCCCUCCUUCUCCAGUCCCAGCUAUGAGUACCUCUUGUUGCCUUGGGCAGACAUAUUCUUCAGUUGUCUCUUGGAAAGUGCUCCAUUUGCGAGCAGUUCAGGAGAAACUCAAAACAAAAGAGAUGUGCUGCUGCAAAUGUUUAUUUUAUAUAUAACUGUACUACAUUUAUUAUUUUCUUUUCAACUUGUACUUUCUCAUGACUUUUUCUGUUUCGCAGGGCAGAUUUCUCAGAUUUCUUCUUCUUUUUGAUUAUGGAUUGCACAUAUCAAAUUAUGUCUGCUAAUGUCAUCUCAUCAUGAACAGAUCAUUUGAGCUUUUCAGCUCAUACGUUGCACCAUUUUCAUCCAUGGUUAAGUUCUUUAAAUACUUAAAGUUGUUUCUAACUGUUAAAAUUAAAAUGAAGUUCUGAAAAACCACGUCCCCAAAUCAAGUGUAAUUUCAGUUUCUAAUAACCAAAAACUCAAAACCAAGAGGACUCCUUUCAACCUUUUAAACAAUUUGAUUUGAAAUUUGAUUAAAAAAACACUUUUUUGGACCUAUUUAGUUUUCCUUUGUCUUUAUAGUUACUCAAGAUUUAUAAGGUGCAUAAGAUGAAUGUUGCAUACCCAGCUGUCAUACCUAGAGUUCAGAAUUGUUCCAAUAUUUUUGUGCUGCCUAUGCAAGUUAGUCUUGGAUAAAGGUGUUCGGCCAUAUAAUCGAACCACAUGGCUUUACAAAGAAGAGUGUCAGCAUUAUUAUUGUGAUUAUUUCACUCGAUUGUUAAAUUUUUCAUGUGACGGGUGCAAAAAAAAAGAAAGUACUUGGAUUUUUGCUUUUACAGUCAAAAUCACCUUGUAGUUUACACACUCAGGAUAUGCCCACAAACGUCACUGUAUUGUAUAGGCCAGCAUUUGCAGCUCGACAGGAUGUCUUGAUGUAAGUUAUUCUCUCAGUGUUGUUGGUCAGUAUUUUUAUAUCAGGUGCUCCAUUGACCAUAUGUAUGCAUGUAUACUUUUUUUUUUCUACGAGCAAAAUAAAUUGUAGUCUAUUUUUUUCCUCUUAAUCUCACUUGUUAUAACUGAGUCAGAAAACAAUCACUGGAAAACUAAUAUGUUGUAUGUCAUUGCAAUGGGUAAAUAUUCUGUUAGUAUGCCUGUCUCUUUUAUAUGAGAUAUUUCUGAUUUUGUUCAAAUGGACAGACCUUUUGGACAUUGAUACCUCUUCGUUGUGCAAGUGUAGUCCAUGCAUUUAAAGCUUCACUCCUCUGUUCAACCAGUGUCUCAGCCCGCAGGUGGCUCCCACUGGCUUCCAGCAGGCUUCCGUAGCCAAAGAACACACAUGUACCGUCUGCUUUGUCCCUUGAGAUUCUUCUUAGUACAUUUUUAUACAUCAUUAUAUAGGCUGAGGUGUUACUUCUGAACCUGUUUAGUUAACUGAUAAAUAAAAGCUGAUAUUUUGAA
This is a messenger RNA of Acanthopagrus latus (yellowfin seabream), 4531 nucleotides long. RefSeq names its product metal response element binding transcription factor 2 (gene mtf2). Gene Ontology annotation, cellular component: nucleus. The transcript has 15 exons. NCBI's taxonomy places the organism in Eukaryota, Metazoa, Chordata, Actinopteri, Spariformes, Sparidae. Gene Ontology annotation, molecular function: DNA binding; chromatin binding. Gene Ontology annotation, biological process: chromatin organization; regulation of DNA-templated transcription. Bases 587 to 2440 code for a protein of 617 amino acids. The record is from RefSeq and is a predicted model, not a curated record.